Colletotrichum truncatum is the source of this 486-nucleotide messenger RNA. The record is from RefSeq and is a predicted model, not a curated record. NCBI's taxonomy places the organism in Eukaryota, Fungi, Ascomycota, Sordariomycetes, Glomerellales, Glomerellaceae.
AAAGCAAGCAAACGAGUAAGCAGGGCUGUUGGCAACAACAACAACACCUCGUGGAAGAACAGGACAGGACAGCAGCACUGCGGCCGCCUCGAUGAGACGUGCACAGCCGUCUUCCGCGACGAGCUCCGAGAGUCAGAGUCAGAGUCAGCAGUAGCGAAAAGUGAAAAGAGUGCAGAGAGCGAGCCACACCAUGAUCCGCCUCCUGGGAUGACUAGUCCGAUCCUGACCUCCCAGCCGGCCCCGUGCGUGGGUGGCCGUGGCAGCGCUGCUUUAGCCUGCCGUAGUGGCCACACUCUAUGUGUCGUGUUAGUGAGGCCCUCCAGGAUGGAUUAUGAUGCACUUUCAGCCACUGACGAGCGGCCCAAGACCCUCAACACGGGCCAACAGCCAGUCGAGGCGAAACGGACGGUCACAGAAGUACAGAUGCACAGCAACAGCAGCAGCAACAAGAAAUUAUGGGGGUCCAUUUUCGUCUUCUGCACGUAA